AUGCUGAUCUCUUCUCAAUGGCAAUUCCUGCUUUUCCUGGGCAGCGUGUUGCUGGGCUGGCUCAUCCACCCCGCUCAUGGCACCACAACUGAUCAAGUUUUCGAUGUCCAGCUAGCCAGAGAUAACAAUGGCGGCGACUGUGAUGCUCAUCUGUCCGUUGUGAAUCUUAUGAGUUCCGAGGUCGAGGCCAUGGUCAAGGCUGCGACGGACGCAAUCAACACCCUCCUCACCGCGCCAGAGGGCUCGGCUCUCAAGGGACGAAAGGAGCGUCUGCGUAUUGCAAUGAUGGCCGAGAAGCUUUGGAAAAUCAAAUACACCAAGCUCAAAUUGACCGUGGAAGAUAAAAACUCCAUCAAAACACUGGACGCAAUCAAGAAAAAUUAUGGCAAAAUUCAAGAGUACAUCGAUGACCCCAAUGCUAGUGAUGGUGGUAAAUUUCGGUUUGCCUGCGACGACAGUUGGGCCCAAAGAGUCGAGAAACUGCCGACCGACCUGCAUUUCCAGUAUGUGCAGUAUAAGAAAGGCACACCAGUCAAGGAGGUCGACAUACUCAAAGGCGAUAAGGAGUUCGACUAUGCCUGGUAUAAUACAGGGGGCAAAACGAUCGAGCAGCAAUACAUGACUUUCCAGAACGGUUGGCAUCCAGACGGACCCUGUCAAGGCGGAACCCGCGAGGUGAAUGGAAAGGAGUACGAACCUAUCCAGGCCCAAACGCAACAAGAGCGAAUCAUGAUCUAUUUCUGUCCAAUAGUGUGGAAGAUGAAGGAAAGCUUGGCUUCGUCUGCUAAGAAUGUCAAGAAAAAGGAUCUAUUGGACGACUAUCGGACCCCCAGCUCAGUCUUGCUCCACGAAAUGACCCAUCAGCUCUUCAGAUCGCAAGAUACUACUUAUGGAUGGAAGGGUUGCGUUAACAAAAUCACGACUGCAGACGAUGCUGUGGGCAAUGCCGACACCUAUACCUUCUUUGGGAUGGCGAUGUACAUGGACAAAUGGUGGUGGGACAGCGGGCGAGCCCAAUCGCCCCCUUUUAUUGCUUAG
This is a messenger RNA of Penicillium daleae, 1038 nucleotides long. RefSeq lists its product as uncharacterized. NCBI's taxonomy places the organism in Eukaryota, Fungi, Ascomycota, Eurotiomycetes, Eurotiales, Aspergillaceae. Gene Ontology annotation, molecular function: metalloendopeptidase activity. The transcript has 4 exons. The record is from RefSeq and is a predicted model, not a curated record. The coding region runs from base 1 to 1038 and encodes 345 amino acids.